AUGUUAAAACUGCCUCCAUUAAUAAACGAGGAAGAGGAAGAGGAAGAAGAAAUUACUGUUAUUCGAAAUGUUCCUCGUAAAUUGUCUUCUGUAGACGAAGUUUUUGAAAGUGAUUUCUUCGCAGAAGAACACAAC
Molecule: messenger RNA, 135 nt
Organism: Entrophospora candida
Lineage: Eukaryota; Fungi; Glomeromycota; Glomeromycetes; Entrophosporales; Entrophosporaceae
Source: the annotation of a GenBank genome assembly